CGCAACAUUGCCGUUAAGGAUGAGCCGAAAACAGAAGCCGAGGAAAACGGCAUCAAGCAAGAGCCCGCUAGUGAGAAGGAGGAGGCGUCUCUAUGGGGUCGAAAAGCGUCAACUAUGAAGAUCAAACAGGAGCCGGAGYUGCCUAUAAAAAUCAAGUUGGAGAAGCGCAGCAGCAGUCGCGAGUUGAGCCCGACGAGGCGCAGCCCGCUCAGAGAGCAUCUUUAUUCGGAUCAGAGCCCAAACCGGAGAAGACGAAGUGAUGAAGAAAAGCUGAACAAGCGAGAGCGUAAUGUGGAUCAAUCGCCACCCAGAAGAAGAAAAAAUGAUGAUCAAAGCCCUCUCAGGAGGAGAAGAGAUGAUCAAAGUCCACCUAGGAGGAUAAAAGGAGAUGACGAUGAUCAAAGCCCACCCAGAAAGAGACGAGAUGAUGAUCAAAGCCCACCUAGGAGAAAAAAACGAGAUAAUGAUGACAAAAGUCCACCCAGGAGGAGACGAGAUGAUGACCAUAGCCCGCCUAGGAGGAAAAAACGAAAUGAUGACGAUCAAAGCCCGCCCAGGAGACGUUUCAAUGCAGACCAGUCUCCACCUCGAAGAAGAAAGGACGCGGAUCAAAGCCCGCCCAGGCGAGUGCGUAAUACGGAUCAAAGCCCGCCCAGAAGAAGAAGGGAUUCGAAUCAAAGCCCGCCCAGAAGAAGAAAGGACUCAGAUGAAAGCCCGCCUAGAARAAGAAGGGGCUCGGAUCAAAGCCCUCCAAGAAAAAGAAGGGAUUCGGAUCAAAGCCCGCCCAGAAGAAGAAAGGACUCAGAUCAAAGCCCACCCAGAAGACGCCAAGCAGACUUAAAACAACACAGAACUCGACGAGAUUCCGAUCAAUCCCCGCCCAGACAGAGAAGAAAUUCUGAUCAAAGUCCACCUAGGCGACGUCGAUCCGGCAGCCGAGAUCGAAGUCGAGCGUCGCCAGUGCGAAUCAAAAAGGAGGAACGCAAAAGCCGCUGGGCCAAGGAGGAGCCCGCUCGA
Drosophila arizonae is the source of this 1017-nucleotide messenger RNA. RefSeq lists its product as uncharacterized. The record is from RefSeq and is a predicted model, not a curated record. Gene Ontology annotation, molecular function: RNA binding. Gene Ontology annotation, biological process: mRNA splicing, via spliceosome. Gene Ontology annotation, cellular component: U2-type spliceosomal complex; RES complex. Lineage: Eukaryota; Metazoa; Arthropoda; Insecta; Diptera; Drosophilidae.